This is a messenger RNA of Perognathus longimembris pacificus (Pacific pocket mouse), 1775 nucleotides long. It is a transcript of the gene Cers4, whose product is annotated as ceramide synthase 4. The record is from RefSeq and is a predicted model, not a curated record. Gene Ontology annotation, biological process: ceramide biosynthetic process. Gene Ontology annotation, cellular component: membrane. Gene Ontology annotation, molecular function: DNA binding; sphingosine N-acyltransferase activity. The transcript is spliced from 11 exons. NCBI's taxonomy places the organism in Eukaryota, Metazoa, Chordata, Mammalia, Rodentia, Heteromyidae. The coding region runs from base 311 to 1492 and encodes 393 amino acids.
CCAGAGGGGCAGAGUGGGGAUUCGGGCAGGACCGCAGUGGCCAGGCCAGCCCAGAGUGCCGUGAAGACCCGCCCUCGCCCCGCCCCGCCGCACGCCCCGCCUCUCCCCGAGCCCCCCUCCUGCCCUCUUCCCUGGGCUCGGGGCUGAGGCCCUGCGGGGAGCAGAGUCCGGUUGCCUGGCGCGGGCUGCGUGUGUCCGCCGCUUUUCCGGGUGCGUUGCCGCCCGGCCGCGUGUGUCCGCCCCACCGUGGCCCUCGCUGCACCCCGCUGCCUGCACCCCCAGAGUGCUUGUCACAGGCUGUGUCUACACCAUGCUGUCCAGUCUGAUGGAGUGGCUGUGGCAGGACAAGUUUUGGUUGGCACCUAACAGCACAUGGGACCAGAUGGAGGACCGUGAUGGCCUGGUCUUCGCCCACCCUCGGCAUAUGCUGCCAGCUGUGCCUCUGGCGCUGGCCUUGGUGGCCGUGCGCCUCAUCUUCGAGAGAUUCGUGGGCCUACCCCUGGGCCGGUGGAUGGGCGUGCGAGAUCAGAUCAGGAGGCAUGCGAAACCCAAUGCCACGCUGGAGAAACACUUCCGCAAAACCGGGAGGAGACCCAAGGAGGCUCAGAUGGCCCUCCUGGCCACCCAGUGUGGGCUCACCCUGCGCCAGACUCAACGCUGGUUCCGGAGACGAAGGAACCAGGAAAGGCCCCGCCUGUCUAAGAAAUUCUGUGAAGCCAGCUGGAAGUUUGCCUUCUACCUGUGUUCUUUCACCGGUGGCAUCUCCAUCCUCUACCAUGAGCCAUGGAUGUGGACUGUGAAAAAAUGCUGGGAAAAUUACCCACAGCAGACCCUGCAGCCAGAACUGUACUGGUGGUACCUUCUGGAACUCAGUUUCUACAUUUCACUGCUAAUCACACUGCCCUUUGACAUCAAACGCAAGGAUUUCAGCGAGCAGGUGAUCCAUCACUUCGUGACAAUUACCCUGCUAAGCUUCUCCUACUUCUCCAACCUGCUGCGUAUAGGCAGCCUAGUGCUGCUGCUGCACGACUCAGCUGACUACCUGCUGGAGGUCGGUAAGAUGCUCAGCUAUGCGGGCUAUGGGUCAGCGUGCACUGCUGUCUUCUUUGUCUUCUCUGCCGUCUUCUUCUUCACCCGCCUCAUAAUCUUCCCCACACAGAUCAUCUAUAGCACGUGGUUUGAGUCUAUCGAGAACAGUGGCCCCUUCUUUGCCUACUACUUCUUCAACGCGCUUCUGAUGAUGCUGCAGGUGUUACACAUAUACUGGUUCUGUCUCAUCCUGCGCAUGAUCUACAACGUCCUGGGGAAGGGGCAGGUGGGAUCGGAUGUCCGCAGUGAUGCAGAAGAAUCUGACUCUACCGAUGAUGAGGUGGCACUCAAAGGUCCACAGUUGAAGAAUGGGGUGAUUCAAGGGCCUGGGACUGAGCCCAGCAAUGGCCCUCGGAAUCGGGCAGCUGGGCGGUUGGCCAAUGGGCACAUCCCAACCACAUAGCCAGCUUGAAGACUGGCCAUGAGGGGUUGUCCUCAGCCCCUGCACUACCUGUGUGGGGCUGGAGCGGAAACCCUUGCUUGGGCCAGCUCGGCUGAGACAGGGAGGGCCCCACCUAUCAGUAGGAGGGCUGAUGAUCUGUCUCUAGCCCCUUCCCUCUGCUCAUCCUCUUUCCAUCCCUCGGGACAACUAGCCAAGAGUCUCCGGAGAUAACAGGACUCUAGACACCCACUGCUACCACCAACAGCCCUGGCACAACAUCCAAUAAAACUAGAAUGGAACUGAA